AUGUUAGAUAUUGAAAGGCGAAUUAAAAUAGUACGUGAUACCAGAUGUUUCAACUGCCUUCAAGACAAUCAUCAUGCAGCUCAAUGCACACGCUCAAAUUGUAGAAUCUGCAACGAAAAACACAAUUCGUUGCUCCACCGGGUAACAACAACAAAUCCAAUCAAGGCACAAUCGCAAGAACCGCAACAGAGAAAUUCGUCGAUUAGCGUUAAUGCGACACAUCAGUACAACAAAACACUAGCGUUACUACCAACAACGGUACUCAUAUUAGACGGCCGAAAUAGUCUUCAACCAUGUCGAGUACUGCUUGAUUCGGGUGCACAAGUCACGCUCAUUUCUGAGGCGUGCGCACAACGUCUAGAGCUUAAGCGUUCAUACGAUAAAACUUUAAUUCAUGGUGUCGGGGCAGGCACUGGAAGUUAUACAAAGGGUAAGGUGUACCUACAAUUGAAGGCAACGUAUUAUGAGAAGAUGGUAACAACGGAGGCUUUAUGUGUGGAUCGCUUGACACAAAAUCAUCCUGGCCACACAAUCAACAACGAAAAACUUAAUUAUUUCAACAACCUGAAAUUGGCUGAUCCCCAAUACAACUUAACGGGACGGAUAGACAUUAUCUUGGGUGCAGAUAUAUUUAGCGAAUAUUUACUACAAGACAAGAUUGUACACCCAAGUGGAUCUCCAAGCGCAAUACAAACAAUUUUCGGCUGGGUUAUUAUUGGUAACGUUGCUGAUCAGCGAAAUCUUGAAAUAGUAGCAGCGCAUAUGACAGUCGACUUGGGUGAGCAACUGCAGCAGUUUUGGAAAAUCGAGGAAUGUAACGAAACAAUGAAUCACCUGACACCUGAGGAAGAGCAAGCAGAAAUACACUUCCAACAACACGUUCAGAGGGAUUCCAGUGGACGAUACAUCGUCAGACUCCCAUUUAAGAGUACAGUGGUUAACUUGGGGGACUCGAGGCAGGCGGCGUUAAAACGAUUUCAUGGUUUGGAAGCCAAAUUCUAUAAAAAUGUGUUGCUUAAAGAAGAGUAUACCGAGUUUAUUCAAGAAUUUUUCGAGUUGGGGCACAUUGAAGUAGCAAGGAGCUGCUCAUCUAGCAAGACAUAUUUCAUGCGACACCACGCAGUGUUUAAGCCUAGCAGCACUACAACAAGGGUACGCGUAGUGUUCGAUGCGUCCUGUAAAACAGACAAUGGAACGUCACUCAAUGAACAACUACUAGUAGGUCCUACAAUACAGAAGGAUCUGUUCACAAUCCUAAUACAAUUUCGCAGGUACAAAAUCGGGUUCAUUGGGGACAUAGAAAAGAUGUAUCGCCAGGUGCUCAUAUAUCCAGAUGACCGCUCGUAUCAACGCAUCUUAUGGAGAGAUGAUGAAAGUAAGCAAAUCCAGGAAUACAAUUUAAGGACAGUGACGUAUGGAACAGCCUGCGCGGCUUUCCUGGCUACCAGAACACUGCGUUAA
This is a messenger RNA of Rhagoletis zephyria (snowberry fruit fly), 1461 nucleotides long. RefSeq lists its product as uncharacterized. The record is from RefSeq and is a predicted model, not a curated record. Gene Ontology annotation, molecular function: aspartic-type endopeptidase activity. NCBI's taxonomy places the organism in Eukaryota, Metazoa, Arthropoda, Insecta, Diptera, Tephritidae. Gene Ontology annotation, biological process: proteolysis.